This is a messenger RNA of Xylona heveae TC161, 1124 nucleotides long. Its product is annotated as Shwachman-Bodian-diamond syndrome protein. The transcript is spliced from 4 exons. Bases 64 to 990 code for a protein of 308 amino acids. The record is from RefSeq and is a predicted model, not a curated record. Lineage: Eukaryota; Fungi; Ascomycota; Xylonomycetes; Xylonales; Xylonaceae. Gene Ontology annotation, biological process: ribosome biogenesis; cytosolic ribosome assembly.
AAGUAGAAGGAGCAAAAAUAAUAAUAUUUCGUGGCCAUCUUUACCCGGGUUUGUUGAUUCAAGAUGCCUAUUAAUCAGCCGUCAAAUCAAAUAAAACUCACAAAUGUCUCGCUCGUGCGCAUGAAGAAAGGAAAGAAGCGCUACGAGAUUGCGUGCUACAAGAAUAAGGUGCUAGAAUGGCGCUCUGGCGUAGAAAAGGAUCUUGACAAUGUCCUCCAAAUUCCUACUGUCUUCCUCUCUGUCAGCAAAGGUCAAGCCGCACCGGCGCAGGACUUGCAGAAGUCGUUUCCAAAGUUGACGACCGACGAAAUCAUCCUAGAGAUAUUAAACAAAGGCGAACUUCAAGUUGGUGAAAAGGAACGGCACGCGCAGCUUGAACGACUGCACAAUGAAGUCAUCAAUAUUAUUGCUGGAAAAUUAAUAGAUCCAAAGAGCAAACUCCCUUAUACACCUGGUAUGAUCGACAAAGCCCUGGAUCAACUGAGCGCACAAGCUGCCCACGCGCAGCAGGAUGCCAAGGCCGCAGCCUCGGGAAAUGCGACUCCGGGAGGAAGUGGAGAAGAGGACGUUACCACGCCCAAGCCCAAGAGCAAGGAUAUGCCGACUUGGACAGGCGUGGUCACGACAAAGUCGGCCAAGUCACAGGCACUGGAUGCAAUGAAGGCCCUCAUUGCCCACCAGACAAUUCCUGUGCAGAGAGCCCGCAUGCGGAUUCGGGUAACUUGCUCCACCAGUAUCUUAAAACAGAUGGUGAAGGCGGCGCCAAAGAGCACCGAGGAUGGGGAGGAGAAGGCAAAAGGCACGGUAAAGGACAGAAUUCUCGGCUUCAUCGAACAGAUUGAGACACAGGACGCCCUCGGUGACGAGUGGGAGGCUGUGGGCUUCGUAGACCCAGGUGCUUUCAAAGGCCUGGAACAGUUUAUCGGCAGCGAAACAAGAGGCCAGGGCAGAGUGGAGGUAUUAGAUAUGGCGGUGGUCAAAGAAGAUUAAGAAAACUGGUGUGGCGUUUUGCAUUACCUUAGAAUUUCGGCAUCUAUGAUAUCAAUGAAGCAUAAUCAUCCAUAUAAAAAGCAUUAGUUUACGAAUUUGGGAUCAAUUAUUCGGGAAAAUCAGAUUAUUAUGGG